AGAGAUCAAAGAGACUGGGAGGCGAGACUGCGAAUAAAACAUCGUCGUUUGUUUAUGCUAUUGUUCUACGCUACAAGACUGGCUUUCUUGUUUCGGUGUUGGCUAAGCAACGUUAAAGGCAACUCCCAGGGGAUCUCUUUCGGUCGGCGUCAUUUCUUUUAUUCGCACUCCUUUAUCGUGCAAUGCCGACUUCACAUUCACCCCGGCGGAGCCCCCGAAUUGGACAGACGGGAGCUCCCGCAACUGCAACUACGACCACCGCGACCACAUCAGCCGGCACUCCGAAGAAUGUGCCGGGCUUGUCGGGCGGUGAGCUGCAGCGGCCACGGACUCCAAAGCAACCGGGAUUAAUCCCAAGUGGUGCUCCAAAGCCUGAUAGAUCAGGCCAGGAUACGGACACCACAACCGCCAAGUUUGCGGCGCUGAUGGAGAGGAUCGCUACCUUGGAAAGGGAGCUUCAAAAGGCGAGGUCAGGUGAAGGGCAAGAUGCAGCCGCGAGGGAUCCCGUUAGAAACGGAUCAAGCGGUAUAGGAGCGAGCGGUGCGGCGAAUGCGCCGCCAUUUGCCGCCAUUAUUGAGUGGAAACCUGCCGCCACAAUCGAGUGGAAAUCUGGCAAUAGGGCAACAAGUCACACUCAGUACAAACAGUACAACGUUAAGCUAUUCCACACCAUGCUGCGUGACGGCUACUGUGCAGCCAGCACUAAGCUACAUGCAAGCUACGCGGGAACCUCUUCGCAACCUGAUGGUACCCCCGCAAUCAACUGGUUCAUACGGAAUAGCUUCGCCGAGCCCGUUAAUUGGAUGGACGCCGCGCAGACUGCCUGA
Drosophila eugracilis is the source of this 827-nucleotide messenger RNA. RefSeq lists its product as uncharacterized. The coding region runs from base 183 to 827 and encodes 214 amino acids. Lineage: Eukaryota; Metazoa; Arthropoda; Insecta; Diptera; Drosophilidae. The record is from RefSeq and is a predicted model, not a curated record. The transcript is spliced from 3 exons.